GAAGACUCGAGACCUAAUGAAGCUGGCCCUGAGUGAAGGAAGCAACUAGGGUAGGGAGAGCUGGUGUCUCCAAUUCAUUUUCUCAAUUUCAUGGAAUUAAAAACAAGAGAGUUUGGGUGCUCAUUAUGGCAAUAUUGUGUCACAAGUGAAGUGCUAUAUGUGUUAGGGCUGAAGAGGUUUUAUCGGUUAGCUCAAGAGAAAUGAGAGGGUAUGCAUGGAGUCUUGGCUUGAGUCUGUGACCGUGGGAGGCUUUUAUCUGGCCAUGGAAAUCAAAGAGGGAAUAGGAUGAGGAGGAGGCUUGAAUGGUGUUCUGUGGUGCUUUUACUUUGAGAAAGAGAGAACGUUUGCCGAAGAGAGGAAGAAGGAAAGAAGAGAAAUUGGUUACAGUGCAAAGAAAAAGCUCAAGUAAAUAUUUCAUUUGCAGGUGAAAAGGAACUGCUACGGGACUGGAAAGUGCCCAUCAGUAUUCAUUUACAGGUGUUGGGAAGGGCUUAUGAUUUUUGGUCUUUUAAAUGGUGAUGGAGCUACGUACAAUUGUCCAUGGACCAUGAGGCAGCUGGGCCGAGCUGGGGCCUGGGCUUUCAAAGCAGCCCAAGUUGCUGUUCCUUCGUUUCGAAGAAAACACAAUGCUAGAUUUUUUUGGGUCAAAUUGGUGGCCUUCGAAAAACUGAAGUGACGAUUGCGCAAUUUGCAAAUGCAGCCAAUCUCAGAUCCACAAUGUAAAGGAGGAAGGGAGGAAUAUGUAUUUGAAGGUUUUGUGAAACAUGAGUCAAUCAGGAGUCUCGCAGUAUAGACAACGUAGAGAUGUGGAGGCUGGUGACUUGGACGAUGAAGAGUCUUGCGGCUGCCUCAAGCGUUGGAGUCAAGCGGCACUAGUGUUGAAUAUUUCUCGUCGAUUCCGAUACAUCUUAGACUUGAAAAAGGAAGAAGAAAAGCAGCAGACACUAGAAAGAGAAAAGCAGCAGACACUAAGGAAGAUUAGAGUACAUGCACAAGCCAUACAAGCUGCAUAUCUUUUCAAAGAGGCUGGAAACCAACAAGUGAAUGAAAUUGAACUGCCGAAACCAAGUUCUGCUGGCGAUUUUCCAAUUGGACAGGAGCAACUAGUUUCAGUGACGAAGUAUCAUAAUUUUCCUGCUCUGCAACAAUAUGGGGGGGUCAAAGGGCUGGGAGAUUUAUUAAAAACAAAUUUAGACAAGGGAAUUCAUGGAGAUGAUGCUGAUUUACUGAAACGUAAAAAUGCAUUUGGAACAAACACAUAUCCUAAAAAAAAAAAGAGGAGUUUCUGGACGUUUCUCUGGGAAGCUUGGCAAGAUCUUACUCUGAUAAUUUUGAUGGUAGCUGCAGUGGCUUCUUUAGUGCUGGGUAUAAAGACAGAGGGUAUAGAUGAUGGUUGGUAUGAUGGGGGCAGCAUUGCUUUUGCAGUUAUCCUUGUUAUUGUUGUCACAGCUAUAAGUGAUUACAGACAAUCUCUAAAGUUCCAGAAUUUAAAUGAGGAAAAGAGAAAUAUACAUUUGGAGGUCAUUAGAGGUGGCAGACGAGUUGAGGUCUCAAUUUAUGAUCUUGUUGUUGGUGAUGUUGUACCCCUUAACAUUGGCGAUCAGGUCCCUGCUGAUGGCAUUUUAAUAAGCGGUUACUCACUUGCGAUAGACGAGUCAAGCAUGACAGGAGAGAGCACGAUUGUUCGUAAGGACUCCAAGAAACCAUUUCUAAUGUCUGGCUGCAAAGUAGCAGAUGGCAGUGGUACUAUGCUGGUAACCAGUGUUGGGGUUAGUACCGAAUGGGGAUUGCUCAUGGCUAAUAUUUCAGAAGAUACUGGUGAAGAAACCCCUUUGCAGGUGCGCUUAAACAAGGUGGCUACUCACAUUGGAAUUGUCGGACUCACAGUAGCUUUUGCUGUCUUGGUUGUCCUAUUGGUCAGAUACUUUACUGGCCAUACAAAAAAUGCAAAUGGAACUGCUCAGUUUACCCCCGGAAAGGCUAAAUUUGGAGAUGCCAUAGAUGGAGCCAUUAAGAUUGUUACUAUAGCAGUCACCAUUGUAGUGGUUGCCGUUCCUGAAGGGCUUCCCUUAACUGUUACCUUGACGCUUGCCUACUCAAUGAGAAAAAUGAUGGCAGAUAAGGCCUUGGUACGAAGGCUUUCUGCAUGUGAAACCAUGGGCUCUGCCACAACUAUAUGCAGUGACAAGACUGGAACCUUAACUUUGAACCAGAUGGCUGUGGUUGAGGCUUUUACUGGUGGGAAGAAAAUUGAUAUCUCUGACAAUAAGUCAGACUUGUCUCCAAUGCUAUCAGCUUUGCUUAUUGAAGGCAUCGCACUGAAUACAACUGGCAGUGUUUAUGUGCCUGAGACUGGUGGUGAUAUAGAAGUUUCUGGUUCACCAACUGAAAAGGCAAUUCUGCAAUGGGGAAUCAAGCUUGGAAUGAAUUUUGAAGCCAUCAAGUCUGAAUCUUUGGUUCUUCAUGUGUUCCCAUUCAACUCUGAGAAAAAGCGAGGUGGCGCUGCUGUUAAAUUGCCCAAUUCUGAAGUUCAUAUACACUGGAAAGGGGCUGCUGAAUUAGUAUUGGCCUCGUGCACAAAGUACCUUGAUGCAAAUGAUCAGUUGGCAGCAAUGGAUAAUGACAAGUCAAUGAUGUUCAGGGAGUCCACUGAGGAUAUGGCUGCUCGCAGUUUGCGUUGUGUUGCUAUUGCAUAUAGAACAUAUGAAUUAGAAAGCGUUCCAACUGAUGAACAACAAUUAGCUCUGUGGGCAUUGCCUGAUGACGACCUUGUUCUGCUUGCUAUUGUUGGUAUUAAGGAUCCUUGUCGGCCAGGGGUUAGAGAUGCAGUGCGACUAUGCCAAAAAGCUGGUGUUAAGGUACGCAUGGUUACGGGCGACAAUGUUCAAACUGCAAAAGCAAUUGCUUUGGAAUGUGGCAUACUUACUUCUUCAGAUGCUACUGGGCCAACUCUCAUCGAGGGAAAAGUCUUUCGUGGCCUUUCUGAUAGGGAGAGGGAAGAGUGUGCUAAGGAGAUUUUGGUGAUGGGGGGGUCUUCCCCGAAUGACAAGCUUCUGCUUGUGCAAGCAUUGAGGAGAAAGGGAGAAGUUGUUGCUGUUACUGGAGAUGGCACGAAUGAUGCUCCUGCACUGCGUGAGGCCGACAUUGGUCUUGCUAUGGGUAUUCAAGGGACUGAAGUUGCCAAAGAGAGUUCAGAUAUCAUCAUAUUGGAUGAUAAUUUUGCUUCAGUUGUGAAGGUUGUUAUAUGGGGUCGAUCUGUAUAUGCAAAUAUUCAGAAAUUCAUCCAAUUCCACCUUACAGUCAAUGUUGCAGCACUAAUUAUAAAUGUCGUGGCAGCGAUUUCCUCUGGUGAUGUUCCACUAAAUGCUGUUCAGCUUCUGUGGGUGAAUCUUAUCAUGGAUACUCUUGGAGCACUAGCGUUGGCUACUGAGCCUCCUACAGAUCACUUGAUGGACAGAAAACCUGUUGGUCGAAAAGAGCGUCUUAUAACAAAAAAAAUGUGGGGGAACAUAUUGGUUCAGGCUUUCUACCAAGUCAUCGUCCUGCUUAUCCUCAACUUUCGUGGGAUGCAUAUACUGCAUUUGACAAAUUAUCCCAACAGAGACCAUGCUAACAAGCUGAAGAAUACAGUGAUAUUCAAUACCUUUGUCCUUUGUCAAAUUUUCAAUGAAUUCAAUGCUCGAAAGCCUGAUGAGUUUAAUAUAUUCGAAGGAAUUACUAAGAACCAUUUCUUUAUGGGAAUAGUGGCAAUAACACUUGUACUUCAGGUUAUCAUCAUCGAGUUUCUGGGAAAGUUUACUAAAACAGUCAAGCUUGAAUGGAAUCAUUGGCGCACUUCUGUUGUUAUUGCCUUUAUCAGUUGGCCCAGUAAUUCAGCUUUUCAAAGAAGCCAUAGUUGGCUCGGUCUUGGUUGACCGGAAUUCACUUGGGCAGUUUUUAUGUACUUAAGAGUCCAGAGGUAAGAAUGAGGGAUGCCUCUUUGUAUUUUCCUUUUCCGGGGGAUUAAGGCUGAAUUAUUUGUUGGCGAGUCCUAUUCUAUUUAGGUUUUAUUUAUUUUUCCUUUUGU
Molecule: messenger RNA, 4066 nt
Organism: Prunus avium (sweet cherry)
Lineage: Eukaryota; Viridiplantae; Streptophyta; Magnoliopsida; Rosales; Rosaceae
Source: RefSeq, a predicted model, not a curated record